GCGUGUGUCCAUCGUGGCCAAGGGCGGGGGUUAAAAUAUGAGAUUCUUCUCUUCGCCACGAGAAAAACUUUCCAUUUUCAACAAAAGUUGGAAAAGAGAAGAGAAAGAAUCGGAUUCAUAGAGUCAGGUGAACUAUAAUAUUUUGUUGGGAAAGAGUAUAUAAUCAGCUCAAGAUGAAGGGACGUGUACAAUGGGAUGAAGCUAAUAUAGUGGAAAUUGAAUCCAACAAACCUGUAAGGCAGAAGAUUACCGAACCAAAGACACCGUAUCACCCCAUGAUUGAUGAUGAUGGUUCUCUGUCUCCUAGAGGAAGAUCAUUUGACAACUGUGUUGAUGAAAUGCAUCGUGCGGAAGAACUAAGGAAUGGUCUGAAUGAUGUAGCUUCUUCCAGUAAAACUUUGAGCCAGAGAUCCGAGUCUGGUGGCUGGAGCUGGUCCGAGGAUGACACAGAUCCAAUGGAUGAAUAUGAAGAUUCUGAGAUUGAGAAAAAUGAAAGUUUCAAAGAGCAUAGACGGGUACACUAUGACGAGUUUCGAAUGGUAAAGGAGCUGAGAUCCUCUGGGUCUUUCUAUGGUAAAGAUGCAGAAGUGGAUGAUGGUGCCAGAAUUGUUAAAUCCGAGGCAACAAUCUCACAAAAAGCUCCCAGUGUUAUUAUUGGCUCGGAUAGAGAAACAGCUGAUGGUGAUCCGGAUGCAAUAUCACCGGGAAAGACAUCUUUGUCCUCUAGUUGAUUCAAACCUCAGAAUGAACCAUUUGUCACUACAGACUACGAUGUUACUAAACUCUGUAGCAAACACAAGUUUUAACUACAGACUACGAUGUCACUAACUGAUAUGAAUUUUCACUAAAAGUUAUUAAUUAAUGAUUGGUGUAAUAAGUUUAAUAUGAAAAUAAAUACUAGUAAUAUGUAUCCUCA
Camelina sativa (false flax) is the source of this 916-nucleotide messenger RNA. RefSeq names its product protein phosphatase inhibitor 2. NCBI's taxonomy places the organism in Eukaryota, Viridiplantae, Streptophyta, Magnoliopsida, Brassicales, Brassicaceae. Gene Ontology annotation, molecular function: protein phosphatase inhibitor activity. Gene Ontology annotation, biological process: regulation of signal transduction. The record is from RefSeq and is a predicted model, not a curated record.